Messenger RNA from Daphnia magna, 1681 nucleotides. RefSeq names its product negative elongation factor E (gene Nelf-E). The record is from RefSeq and is a predicted model, not a curated record. Gene Ontology annotation, biological process: negative regulation of transcription elongation by RNA polymerase II. Gene Ontology annotation, cellular component: NELF complex. The coding region runs from base 710 to 1582 and encodes 290 amino acids. Gene Ontology annotation, molecular function: RNA binding. The transcript has 7 exons. Lineage: Eukaryota; Metazoa; Arthropoda; Branchiopoda; Diplostraca; Daphniidae.
AAACGAGAGAACCUUGAGUUUCUCGAAUAACUCGAGGGUAGAGGGAAAAAAAAUUCCAUGCCGACUGAAAGACAGAUUGCGCAACUACAAUUGACAGUUUUACUUACCUACCCCGCGGAGGUGUGUCGUAUCACAGCGCCGGUAAACGACUAGCAUCACACGAUAGUUGGGCACACCUGCACCGUAAAAAAAAGUCCCUCGUUGGAGACGAAGCUGCGAAAAGUGUAACCUUGACGCUUUACUGUUCUGUUCACCCUACAAUACCCUCAUAUCGACGAAUGAUGAGACGAGCGGCCACUGCAGACGGAUCGAUUUUUCAUUCAAGAUACACACACCGAGUCACACACGACACACAGUCUCGUUACAGCAGUUUCUUGUACUCCAUCUGUCUUUUCUCCCUUUAGUAUACUCGCGUCUGACUAUCGCUGCUACGGCGGGCAAGGAUCGUGAAUGGCUGGAAUUUCCGUUUACGAGGCCCAGACACGUGACUCAAACCUUUGUGACUGGAUUGGUGCUUUAGGGGGAAACAAAUUCUGUUACCAGGUCCUCUAUUUAGACGAAGCCGUUGUUUUAUUGCGUCUUUCGCCAUCUAUCGUUAGCGCUCGAACCGCUUCCCUGGUUCUGUAAAUAACAACAUAAGUCGUAACUAGCUUUGUGUAGACACUUUUUCAAAAACGUCCAGUGUUCUUUUUUGUCGAAAACAAAUACAAUGGUGUAUCUUCAUUUUCCUUCCAAUUUGACAGAAGAGGAACUGAUGCUUCAAACUAAAUAUCAAAAGUUAAAAAAAAAGAAAAAGGCUUUGCAAGCACUAAAAGCACCCAAACCCGAACCCGAAAAAACACCUGCCCUGAAAAGACCAGCAGAGGCAAGAGAUGCAAGGGAAGUUGCUAAAAAACUCUUGAAGUCAGGGGCCAUUUCUGCAAUACCUAAACCUUGUGAAAAAACAGAGACUACUGGAUUCAAAAGGUCUAGAGGCUUGGAAAGGAAACUUUCUUCUUCUGACCGAGCACCUAGCGGGUUCCAACCAUUUUCGUCAAGCCAAGGAAGUAUGGUCUCAAAUGAGGAGCAUGUUGUACAAGAAGCUAGAACUAAAAGCAAGGUUCCAAAUCUGUAUGAAAAUUUUAUCUCCUCAAGAGAAACAGACCCAGAAGCUUCUGUGACUAGCCCAACAACACUUAAAGAAACAACUGGUUCUCCCACACUUUCUCCCUUGAAGCAUCAGAAACCCACAGUUGGGCACACAGUCUAUGUGUUUGGCUAUAGCAUCACUGAAGACAUCCUCAAAAAAGCUUUUCAGUCUUUUGGAAAUGUUGUCAAUAUUUCCAUGGAAAUUGAAAAAAACUGUGGGUUUGUCACGUUUGAUAAAACAUCAUCAGCCGAUAGAGCCAUCAGUGAAAUGAAUGGUAGCAUGGUAUCAGGUAUACAAUUAAAAGUAUCCCUGGCACGGCGUCAACCUGUCAUCGAGCCUAUCAACGACGCGUCGUCAUCCGCUACCUGGUCUACAAUAGCUGCUCGUAAUUCACAGAAAGGAUCCUACAAAGAUAAGCGUGAUUUGGUGACUUACGAAGAAGAAUUAUUUUAAGAAGGUAAAUGUUCGAAUAGCUGGCGAUCCUAUGUAAUUGUAAUUUUCUCGUGGUGGAUGUACAGUGAUAUUUCAUAUUACAUAAAUUUCCCAUCAGAA